AUGCACUCACUACAUGAGUGGUUCAAAUGUCAACCUGAGUUAUCGUCUUAUAUAGUCGUCGGAGAAGCUAGUCUUCUCCGUGUCAUGCUAUUUGAGUGCAGGGCUUGUGCCCAUCACGAAUAA
Molecule: messenger RNA, 123 nt
Organism: Blumeria graminis f. sp. triticale
Lineage: Eukaryota; Fungi; Ascomycota; Leotiomycetes; Helotiales; Erysiphaceae
Source: the annotation of a GenBank genome assembly